Messenger RNA from Abrus precatorius (Indian licorice), 3507 nucleotides. Its product is annotated as NAD kinase 2, chloroplastic-like. Bases 48 to 3137 code for a protein of 1029 amino acids. Gene Ontology annotation, biological process: NADP+ biosynthetic process; NAD+ metabolic process. The transcript has 8 exons. NCBI's taxonomy places the organism in Eukaryota, Viridiplantae, Streptophyta, Magnoliopsida, Fabales, Fabaceae. The record is from RefSeq and is a predicted model, not a curated record. Gene Ontology annotation, molecular function: NAD+ kinase activity.
CAUUUUAUUUUUGGGAGAUCGUUGGUCCCAACUCCGAUGGUAUCGACAUGGCAUUCUCGGCGGACAUGACCGCAGCUCUGUCACCUUCGUAUCAGUGUUUCUUCAAGCCUCCUCAGUCAUUUUUGGGCUUGGGCUUGGGCUUCGAAUUUCAGAAGAAAGGCAGAAGGCUCCGUAGACACCUCAACUUGGUCAUCAACGCCCAACUUUCCAACUCGUUUUCCUUCAGCUUCGGACUCGACUCUUCGAACUUGAAUUCCUUCCAAUCCAAUGAUCCAUCACAGUUGCCUUGGAUGGGUCCAGUUCCAGGUGAUAUUGCUGAAGUGGAGGCAUACUGUAGAAUCUUUAGGAAUUCAGAAAAGCUUCAUUCUGCAUUGAUGGACGCACUAUGUAAUCCGUUGACUGGUGAAUGUAGUGUCUCAUAUGAGGUUCCGUCAGAUGAGAAACCUCAACUAGAGGACAAAAUAGUUUCUGUCCUUGGAUGCAUGAUAUCCCUUGUGAACAAAGGCAGGGAGGAUGUUCUUUCUGGAAGAUCCUCAAUUAUGAACUCCUUUCGUGCUGCAGAAGUUAGCACCACAGAAGAUAAACUUCCCCCGCUUGCCAUUUUUAGGAGUGAGAUGAAAAGGUGUUCUGAAAGCUUGCAUGUUGCUCUUGAGAACUAUUUAAUACCUGAUGAUGAUCGAAGCUUAAAUGUAUGGAGGAAACUUCAAAGACUGAAGAAUGUCUGCUAUGAUUCUGGAUUUCCUCGUGGGGAUGGUUAUCCUUGUCAUGCACUUUUUGCCAAUUGGAGUCCUGUACAUUUAUCAACUUCUAAAGAGGACACACAAUCCAAAGGCACAGAGGCAGCCUUUUGGACUGGUGGUCAGGUAACAGAAGAAGGUCUAAAGUGGUUACUAGAUAAAGGAUAUACAACAAUUAUCGAUCUAAGAGCGGAGACUGUAAAAGAUAACUUCUAUGAAAUGGCUCUGCAUGAUGCUAUUUCGUCUGGGAGAAUUGAUUUGGUAAAAAUCCCUGUUGAAGUUAUGACUGCACCUACAAUGGAACAGGUUGUGAGAUUUGCAUCUUAUGUUUCAGAUUGCAGCAAAAGGCCUAUCUAUGUUCACAGCAAGGAAGGAGUUUUGAGAACAUCUGCCAUGGUCUCCCGAUGGAGGCAAUACAUGACUCGUUCUACAUCACCGAUUGUUUCUAACCCACCUCUUAUGCCCAAUGACAUGUUAUCACAUUAUAAAAAUGGAUCUGGGAGACAUUCUUCAGUGACUGCAGAGAGAUCCUCCCUGGAAAAGGAUAUCGUUUCAUUGCAAGAGAGUUUGGAUGCAACACAUAGUUCUGUUGGAACAUUUGCGAGAAGUACCUCUCAAAAGAAGUAUGGAAAAACAGAAGGUAUUGCAGCCUUAACUGAAAUUACUCCUGAUAAUAGGAUAUUAUCAGAAGCCACUGCUGCUAAUGAGGAAGGAUCUUUUCCUAGUGUCUUCAGCAAAAUUAACCCUUUAAAAGCUCAAGUUCCUCCUUGUGAUAUAUUUUCCAAAAGAGAGAUGUCCAAAUUUUUGGGAAACAGGAAGAUCUCACCACCCUCUUAUGUCAAUUAUUGGAGAAGAUGGUUGGAAUGCUCUCCACAACUGAGGAACAUGGAUAUCACGAGACUACCAGGGGGUUUUAUUGUCAGCAGUAGUGAUAAUCUUGUACCCAAAGUUGUUGGUCCAGAAAUUUCAAAUGGGUCAGCCCAUUUGGAUCAUCCAUCUAGAGAGCCCCAGAUUACAGUUGGUGGCAACUGGAAGUUGGUGAAUGGGAGCACUUCUAGUUCGGUUAGGACAACAGUAAAUGGAUUAAGUGAGGGGGAAAUGCAUUACAUGACUAAUGCCAAUGCCAACAACAUUGUAAAGGAUGGCUUUGACAAUGUAACAACUAACUCCCAAAGGGUUGAAGAUAAUAUAGUUAGGGCUGGUUUGGCCUUACAAGAUGAUGACUUGGGAUCCAUUGAGGGAGAUAUGUGUGCUUCUUCAACAGGAGUUGUGAGGGUGCAAUCGAGAAAGAAAGCAGAGAUGUUCCUAGUUCGAACAGAUGGAUUUUCUUGUACCAGAGAAAAAGUGACUGAAUCUUCUUUGGCUUUCACUCAUCCUAGCACCCAGCAGCAGAUGCUAAUGUGGAAGUCUAUGCCAAAGAACGUGUUAUUGUUGAAGAAGUUGGGGGAAGAACUAAUGGAAGAAGCAAAACUGGUUGCUUCUUUUCUUUAUCACCAAGAGAAAAUGAAUAUUAUUGUGGAACCUGAUGUGCAUGAUAUAUUUGCGAGAAUUCCAGGCUUUGGGUUUGUUCAGACCUUUUAUAGCCAAGAUACCAGUGAUCUACAUGAGAAAGUAGAUUUUGUGGCAUGCUUGGGCGGGGAUGGUGUUAUACUGCAUGCGUCAAAUCUAUUCAGAGGUGCUGUUCCCCCUAUUGUGUCAUUCAACCUUGGCUCCCUUGGUUUUCUGACAUCUCAUUAUUUUGAAGAUUACAAGCAAGACUUACGGCAAGUCAUUGGUGGAAAUAAUACACGAGAUGGUGUGUAUAUUACUCUUAGAAUGCGUCUCCGAUGUGAAAUUUUUCGUAAUGGUAAAGCAAUGCCAGGGAAAGUAUUUGAUAUCCUCAAUGAGGUGGUUGUUGAUCGUGGUUCUAAUCCAUACCUUUCAAAGAUUGAAUGUUAUGAGCAUGACCGACUUAUAACCAAGAACGUGUUUAGGAAAACCGUGGCAUACCUUCUGUAUGAUGAGUGUCAUGUCUUUCAGGUACAAGGUGAUGGAGUCAUUGUUGCCACCCCUACAGGAAGUACUGCCUAUUCUACAGCUGCUGGAGGUUCCAUGGUCCAUCCAAAUGUUCCCUGCAUACUCUUUACCCCAAUCUGUCCACAUUCCCUCUCAUUUAGGCCAGUUAUACUUCCAGAUUCUGCUCAACUAGAAUUAAAGAUUCCGGAAGAUGCAAGGAGUAAUGCCUGGGUUUCGUUUGAUGGGAAGAGAAGGCAGCAACUCUCAAGAGGAGAUUCUGUCAGAAUAUCUAUGAGUCAGCAUCCCCUUCCAACCGUUAACAAGUUUGACCAAACGGGUGAUUGGUUCCGUAGCUUGAUUCGCUGCCUAAAUUGGAAUGAGAGGCUUGAUCAAAAGGCUCUAUAAUGCAUGUGAAAUUGAAGAACAGCCCUAAUGUGAAGAUGGGGCUUGUAUAAUUACUGUAUAGAUUGUACAUUGAGAUUACAAAACUUAGGUAUAGUAGAUACCACCAGGUUAUUACAUUGGCUGCCAUUGUGAAGAUAGGGUUUGCCAAUGGUUUUUCAACAUUUUAUAAUGGCAAGAUGCUGUUGUACAUACAGACACUUACAAAAAGCAGCUAAUUUUUUUUGUAUCUAAGCAGCAGCCUUUUGUUCCACCUAAAAGUUUAUUACUGUUUGCUAGACUUCCUUUUUUCCUUAGGCAGAUAUGAAUUCUCUGUGACCUAAAAUCUACAAGUAUAUUUUCAUGCAACAAUGUGAGCAGCAGAAACUGCAAU